Lotus japonicus is the source of this 2627-nucleotide messenger RNA. Its product is annotated as replication protein A 70 kDa DNA-binding subunit E-like. Lineage: Eukaryota; Viridiplantae; Streptophyta; Magnoliopsida; Fabales; Fabaceae. The coding region runs from base 1107 to 2621 and encodes 504 amino acids. The record is from RefSeq and is a predicted model, not a curated record. The transcript is spliced from 10 exons.
UGAAGGUAAUUUUUUGCAAACAAUUCAUUGAAUCAACUCUGAAAUUACGUAAGGAUUUCCAACACUUCAACAACUAUUUGAUAUUUUAGUAGACACUAGACCCAAACUGUUUACUUUGAUAGUACAUGGCUUUCACAAAUCAAUUAGAGUUAGUACUAUGCACUGUUCACUUUUUUAAUCAUUGUACUUUACAAAAGUAAAAAGCUACCUCAAAUUUUGGAGUGUAUUUACUUACAUCAAAGUAUAAAUUUUUAUUAUCUCACUCAAAUUCAUUUGUGGUUGGACAUCAAAAAGAUAAAUAAUAUCAUAUUAAAUUUGACAUUUUAUUUUUUCACCAAAUUAUGUGUAUAUGACCAAUUAUUUUCUGGAAAUUGUACACAGACGAAAUAAAAUCUAACAUUAUUGACUGUGAAAUUGGAUAGAGAGUUACACAUGCUCCCUUAAGGUCUAAUAUUACAAUAUUCAUUAACGUAUUAAGAAACACCUCAAUUGGUAUGUACUAAAAUUGUUGGUUAAGUAAUGUAGUUGAAUAUAUACCUUCAUUAGAUUUCAACCAUUAUAGUGGUUAUUCACAUUGCGUUUAUACUAUAAUUAAGAAGUUUGCGUACAACCGUGCAUAAAUUUUUGUAUUCAAUUUUGUAAUUAUUUUAUACAUUUUUUUUCCAUUGAUUUCCAAACUUUCCUCAUACCACCGUAAAGAAAUUAGAGAACUUAAUAUUUAGUGGCCAAAUCUAUUAACUAGAUCAAUUUCAGAAGUGAUAAUAUAAAAAUCUGUAUGACUGAUUGCAUUUUCAAAUAUGAAACAGUUAGUGGUUGAGAUUAGUUGUCAAUUUUUUUUUAUAUCACCAUAUUUUUAGCCCUUACUUAACAGAUGUACACAAAAUCUUUUUGGAUUCUAAGAUUUUGUUCAUAAUGGUUUGUCACUUCUAUCACCGUUUCCAUGAAUUUUUGUGUACCGAGAGCAUGGCUACUUUGUACUUUAGGUGAAAAAUUAUGAAUAAAAUAUUAUAUUCAUUGGUCUAUAUAAGGAAUGGCAAAGCAUAACCCCACCACCGUUUCUAUAAGCGAAACUUUUGUGAAAGAAAUUCCACUCCCAGUCAAAAACCAUGAACCAGGCUGCUCUCUUAAACGUUGGCAAAGUUCAUCCAACUUCAAACAAAAUUUAUCCAUGGAAGUUCAGAGCUCGCGUGAUAUCCCUUUGGAAUGUCCCUGAACAUAUGCUCCCUCUGUCUUCUUCAGCAAUGGACAUGGUUCUCAUUGAUCAAGAGGGUGUGAAAUUUGAAGCGUCUGUUUGCAAGUCUGUCACUGGCCUCCCUAAGAUUUUUGAAGGAAGGGUGUACCAAAUAUCUUUCUUUAGGAUACUUGAUAACCUUGGCGCCAAACGUUACACAAAUUGUGUUUACAGGCUAUUCUUCCAAUCAUACACCAAAAUAUUUCCUGCUGUGGAUCAUGAUAUUCCUCUGAAUGGAUGGGAUUUUUUCAACAUGGAUCAUAUCAAAAACUAUGGAAAUACCUUUGGAUAUUUAGUUGAUGUCAUUGGCAUUUUAAUUGCUGCUUCCUCUGAAAAACUUCUGAUUAAGGACAAAAGGAUAUACAAAACAAUGGAGGUUCAACUACUGGACAAAACUGGCAUGACUACUUGUGUAUUGGUUGGUGAUAUAGUUGACAAUCUUACUGAGUAUCUAUGUUCUGAUUGGGUUACUAGACCUAUUCUUGGCCUUCGUUAUGUUGAAGUCAGUAGCAAUAAUGGUGAGGUUCGUAUACAUGGUGUUCCUUAUGUGACCAAGAUCCUUAUCAAUCACAAUUUUCAAGAAGAAAAUGUGCUCUUAGCUAGAUUUGAUGGUAUUGACUUGAAAUUACCUGUGGAGUAUAUAACCAAAGUUGUUGAUAAUGUGACUAUUUAUGCUGAUAUGCUUGACUUCCAUCCCAAGAAGACAAUCCCUCAACUUCUCCUAAGAAAAGAGAAGGGUACAUGUGUUGUCCAUGCUUGCAUUGUGAGUUUGCUGAAGGAUACUCCAUGGUACUAUCCAUCCUGCCGCUGCUAUACUGAACUAGAACGUGGUGAUGGUGUUUUUAGAUGUAACAGGUGCUUUCGAAGAAUUGAAAAAUUUAUUCAUAGGUAUUCAUUCAAAGUUGAAGUGGAUGAUGGACUUGAUAGUACUGUGUUUGUUCUCAAUCAUCAUGAGGCUAUGAAGCUUACCAACAUACCAUGUCAAGAAGUAAUGAAGUCACAAGAGGUCAAAUCCUCUUUGGGGUAUCCCGCUCAACUUGAGGAUAAAUUGGUUGGGAAAGACCUAUUAUUCAAAAUUCGUGUUGGUUUUGGGAUGACUUACAAUCGUAAGGAAAUAUAUGAGGUGCUCAGUAUAUGUGAUGAUGGGCAAAUAAUUAAAAAGUUCACUUCUGAGAAGUUAUUCACCACCCCCUUGAAGGCGAAGUUUGCUCCGCCAUUUAGUCAAUUAGAGAAUGUUGAUGUCAAUAUCAAAGUUCAAGAAAAUGAUGUUGGAUAUUUAAAGUCUAAGGAUGCUGCUGUCAUGCAUAGAGUGGUUAAAAAUCCAUCAGCAAUUAUUGGACAGAAUUCAGCCACUACUUCUAGCCAUCGUUCUUUGAAGAGGAGGCUUUAACCAGAA